This is a messenger RNA of Grammomys surdaster, 1580 nucleotides long. RefSeq names its product BCL2 like 14 (gene Bcl2l14). Gene Ontology annotation, biological process: regulation of apoptotic process. The transcript is spliced from 6 exons. The record is from RefSeq and is a predicted model, not a curated record. NCBI's taxonomy places the organism in Eukaryota, Metazoa, Chordata, Mammalia, Rodentia, Muridae. The coding region runs from base 186 to 1199 and encodes 337 amino acids.
UGGUCCCAAACCUGAGGAGCCUGUGCCUGGGAGCUUCCAGUCACUGAGCUGAGACGUGAACAGCCAAGAUCUGCGGAAGGUUUCCUCUCAGUUGCACAUUCAGAGACACUGGUGUACAAAUAGCCACCUGAGACCUGACCUGAAGCCAGAGGAAACCGGCUGAAAGUCUGCAGAUCAGACCCAACAUGUGCAGCACCAGUGUGUAUGAGCUGGAAGACAUCCCCCUGGAGGAUGAUGACCCAAACAGCAUAGAGUUCAAAAUCCUAGCCUUCUAUGCCCGACACCAUGUCUUCAAGAGUACCCCGGCUGUCUUCUCCCCCAAGCUCUCCAGAACAAGAAGUUUGUCCCAGAAAGCACUGGGGACUUGGUCAACUGAUUCCUGGACACAGGUCUCAUUGCCUUGUAGAGGUUCCCCCUCCAGUGAAAAGCACAUAAGCUUGGGCAAGAAGAAGUCCUCUUGGAGAACACUCUUCAGAGUGACCGAAAAGGAGGAAGGUCUGCUGUGCUCCCCAAAGGAGAUCCGUGCUCAGGGUGCUCAGGGUGCUCAGGGUGCUCAGGGUCCCUUCUCAGUAGAGCGGCAGAGUGGCUUCCACAACCAGCACUGGACCAGGUCCCUGUCCAGUGUGGAACAGCGCCUAGAGAGUGAAGCUGUGGAUUCCAAAGUUGCUUGUAUUGCUAACAGAGUGGCUGAAAUCGUUUACUCCUGGCCACCACCAGAUGACAGCCACAACCAGGGAGGAGGCAAGUUCAAAGAGAGUGCCCCAAAGAUUCUGCACUUCCAGCUUCAAGGCCCUCAGUCUAGAGCUUGUGAUUCUAAGAAAGAUGGAGAAGAGCAAAUGAUAAGCAAGAUCGUUGAGCUGCUGAAAUACUCGGGGGAUCAGUUGGAAAGAGAGAUAAAGAAAGACAAGGCUUUGAUGAGCAGCUUCCAGGAUGGGCUGUCCUACUCCACCUUCAGGACCAUCACGAACCUGUUCCUGAGGAACGUGGACACCAGAGGAGAAUCAGAGGUCAAAGCUCAGGGCUUCAAGGCUGCCCUCGCAAUAGACGCCAUAGCCAAGCUCACAGCCAUAGACAACCACCCAAUGAAUAGGAUGCUGGGCUUUGGGACCAAGUAUCUAAGAGAGUACUUCUCCCCCUGGGUGCAGCAGAACGGUGGAUGGGAAAAAGUACUUGGGAUAUCACAUGAAGAAGUAGACUAAGAUAGCCAAAGACCUGUCACCUGGAAUGUUUCUUGUACAACAGCAGGCCUGUGCCCACUGUUCUCAUCAUAGACUUCAGGAGAAAAUUAAAACAUACACAGCAGAUGGAGACGAAUGUCUAGAGAACCGUCCUUCCUUUGACUCAGGAGGCAUCGGGAGAGGCCUUGCUCUCUCCAGCUCAUAGGAUUCAUUAACAUGGGCUUUGCUGAGGGUAUUCGAGUCUCCCGCUGAAUGGGUGAGGGAGUCCAUAGAGAUAAGCGAUCAUUUUACCUUUAAAUGUUCAGAGCGGAAACCAUCCUGUUAGCUACACUGGAGGAAGCGUUCGGCAUGUGUCUGUCGGUCUCAUGGAGGUGAAGCGAUAAACUGUGUGCUUACCGUUUA